GUUCUCCAUUCUGUGCUGUGUGUCAGCUCUAGAGGAGAGCGAGGGACAGACGCGGGAGGGAGGGAGGAAGGUGGAGAGCAGCACAGUCUGAGCCCCGAACAAAAGCAGGACACCGAGCUGUGUGGAACUUCCCUGCCCGGUACACACCCCACCCUCCCGGGCAGCGCCGGAGCUCCUCGCCAGGACCAGCCCCGCACCCCUCGCCCUGUGUUGGACUUGCCCGGAUCGCAUUGCCCUGGGAUUUAAAAGGAGGGACCAACAAAGGCGAAAAGGGGGGGUGGGAGCAGAACAAUAAGAGUUUCCCUGUGCGCUGCCAGCAGCGCGAGGGGCUGCAGAGCGCACGGGGCGCAGGGCAGAGCGCUGCAGAGCACACAGACAUGGAUGAUCAGCCCAGGCUAAUGCACAGCCACCCCGGGGUGGGAAUGGCCGCUCACCCCAGCCUGUCCCAGCACAUGCAGGAUGGCCCUGGAGCCACCGAGGGGGAGGGGGGCAGGAAGCAGGACAUAGGGGAUAUAUUACAGCAGAUCAUGACCAUCACUGACCAGAGUCUGGAUGAAGCCCAGGCCAGAAAACACGCUCUAAACUGCCACAGGAUGAAGCCGGCCCUCUUCAAUGUUUUGUGUGAAAUUAAAGAGAAGACCGUACUCAGUAUCAGAGGAGCGCAAGAGGAGGAACCUGCAGAUCCCCAGCUAAUGCGGUUAGACAACAUGCUUUUGGCAGAAGGUGUUGCAGGUCCAGAAAAAGGAGGUGGAUCAGCAGCUGCAGCAGCAGCCGCAGCUGCAUCAGGUGGCGCUGGAUCAGACAACUCAGUUGAACAUUCCGAUUACAGAGCAAAACUCUCCCAAAUACGACAGAUCUACCAUACAGAGCUGGAGAAAUACGAGCAGGCCUGUAAUGAGUUCACCACCCAUGUGAUGAACCUGCUGCGAGAGCAGAGUCGGACUAGACCUAUCUCUCCCAAAGAGAUUGAACGUAUGGUGGGAAUCAUUCACAGAAAGUUCAGCUCUAUUCAGAUGCAACUCAAGCAAAGCACAUGUGAAGCAGUAAUGAUCCUGCGCUCCCGUUUCCUGGAUGCACGGCGGAAGAGAAGAAAUUUCAACAAGCAAGCUACAGAAAUUUUGAACGAAUAUUUCUAUUCUCACCUCAGCAACCCAUACCCCAGCGAGGAGGCCAAAGAGGAGCUAGCCAAAAAGUGCGGCAUCACGGUGUCACAGGUAUCAAACUGGUUCGGAAAUAAGCGAAUCCGCUACAAGAAGAACAUAGGUAAAUUUCAAGAGGAAGCCAAUAUUUAUGCUGCCAAAACAGCUGUGACUGCUACCAAUGUGUCAGUUCACGGAAGUCAAGCCAAUUCGCCCUCAACUCCCAGUUCUGCUGGAAGCAAACAGAUGGAACGCGGGGCUGUGCAACCACAAAACAAAAUGCAGUUCCUGUCACCACAGAACCUCGGUUCUUCCAGUUCUUUUAACAUGUCAAACUCUGGAGAUUUGUUCAUGAGCGUGCAGUCUCUCAAUGGGGAUUCUUACCAAGGUGCCCAGGUUGGAGCCAACGUACAGUCACAGGUGGAUACCCUUCGCCAUGUUAUCAGUCAGACAGGCGGAUACAGUGAGACUCUGACAGCGAAUCAGAUGUACAGUCCGCAGGGCAUCAGUGCUAAUGGGGGGUGGCAGGAUGCAGCUACCCCUUCGUCUGUGACUUCCCCUACGGAAGGACCCGGCAGUGUCCACUCCGAUACCUCCAACUGAGCAGCCGGCUCCUGUAUCUCCACUCUUGAAAGCCAGAUUCUACUCCUUCCCUCUCACUCCAGAUGGCCCCUGUGGAAAUGCAGGAAACAGAGCGACCUCUUGUGGCAUUACCCCUCAUUGCCUUCCCCAGCUCUCAAAGGAUCAUCAGACAUGCCCAUUCCACACUUCAGUUUUGUGCCUCCAUUGAAUAUUGAUUUUGUUCACACUCUGUAUGGAUUUUCUGGUUGUUUUUCUAUUUGGGGAGGGGCAGGUGGCUACUGAUGCUGUAGGUUGCAGAAUCAAAGUGGUGAUUUAAAAGUGGCUGCAUAUUUGCACGGAAGCAGCCAUCUUUAAAUAAGCUACAAAUUGUAAUGUGACAAAAUAUUCUAUGUCCAUCCCUAAAAUAAUAUUUUUUUACUUGCGUUUGGCCUCCUGCUGCCCCCCAACCAAAAUUGGGAAGAAUUCUCAUAUGAACAACCAUCUUUUAACAAAUUCUCCUAUGUCUAUUUAAUGCAUUUCUAUACAGAAUGGAGCCCUGGACUUUGCCCCUGCCUGUGCCCUAAGACCCCCUUAUGAAUGUUUUAAUCCAUCCUCCCUUCUAUUUUAUAAAACCUCGUGACAAUCUUCUGCUGUUAGCAGUGAGAAUAGCUGACUGCCAUGAAGAGAAACACUACUUUUGUUGCAAAAUUGAGAUGUGUUGGCUUAAUACACUAAAUGGAGGAUCUUCCUGCUAUGACCUGUAUACCUAGAGCAAAGCGUUUGCCUGGUUUCAUAUUUUUUUUUUUUUUUUUUUUCUCAUUAGCGUUGUGUGAAUCUUCUACAUUUCUGUCACAGAUAUAUUUGCAUUCCCUUCAUAGCACUUUGGCAUCAAAAGCGCCCACACACCGUUUUGAGUAUUGUAUUCACUGUAUCACCAACUUUCUCUUCAAGAGUUCACUCCGUCCGCAGAAAUUGCUCCGUCCAGUUUUAUAUUGUUCCAUCUUUCAUCUGGCCAUAUGUCUGGUCUCCUCUUACCAGGACAUAACCGCUACCCAUGCUAUGUUUUAGCCUGGCUUGGAACCUCCAGAAACACACAUUUAUUUCUUCAAAAAAAGAA
This is a messenger RNA of Pelobates fuscus (common spadefoot toad), 2817 nucleotides long. Its product is annotated as pre-B-cell leukemia transcription factor 1. Gene Ontology annotation, biological process: animal organ morphogenesis; regulation of transcription by RNA polymerase II; embryonic organ development. The transcript is spliced from 10 exons. Gene Ontology annotation, molecular function: RNA polymerase II cis-regulatory region sequence-specific DNA binding; DNA-binding transcription factor activity, RNA polymerase II-specific. Bases 378 to 1742 code for a protein of 454 amino acids. NCBI's taxonomy places the organism in Eukaryota, Metazoa, Chordata, Amphibia, Anura, Pelobatidae. Gene Ontology annotation, cellular component: nucleus. The record is from RefSeq and is a predicted model, not a curated record.